AAAAAGCUCAAUUCAGGUCCUAUUUGAUAGCCAAAUUAAUUCCGUCUAAUUUUGCUAAAGAAGUUCAAGUCAACGGCGGAACUGGGAUUCCCACUCAGUUGAAGAGGUUCUCAUGGCUUCAGCCAGUGCUUCUGCCGUAGCCGGAGAUCUCAUACACGUGUUCUGGCACGAAGGUAUGCUGAACCACGACGCCGGUAGAGGCGUGUUUGACUCCGGGAUUGACCCCGGGUUUCUAGAUGUGCUGGAGAAUCACCCAGAGAAUGGUGACAGGGUGAGGAAUAUGGUCUCCAUCCUCAAAAGAGGCCCAAUUUCUCCCUUCCUUUCUUGGCACCGUGGAAGACCUGCUCUCAUCUCCGAGUUGCUCUCUUUCCACACCCAAGAGUAUGUAAACGAACUGAUUGAAGCAGAUAAAAGUGGUGGGAAAGAACUCUGUUCAGGAACAUUCUUGAAACAAGGGUCAUGGGAGUGUGCCCUACUUGCAGCGGGUACAACAUUGUCUGCAAUGAAGCACAUACUUGACGGGCAUGCUUACAUGGCCUACUCGUUGGUCAGGCCGCCUGGCCAUCACGCCCAACCGUCUCAAGCAGACGGCUAUUGUUUCCUCAACAAUGCCGGCCUUGCUAUUAAACUAGCUCUGGAUGCUGGUCAUGCAAAGGUUGCGGUUAUUGACAUUGAUGUCCACUAUGGAAACGGGACUGCAGAAGGUUUUUUUUGUUCAGAAAAAGUUCUCACUGUGUCUCUUCAUAUGAACCAUGGAUCUUGGGGUCCUUCCCAUCCGCAGAGGGGAACAGUAGAUGAGCUUGGAGAGGGAAAAGGGUUUGGGUAUAACUUGAAUAUUCCUUUGCCCAAUGGAACGGGAGAUAGGGGUUAUGCUUGUGCAAUGACACAUUUAGUCAUCCCCGCUAUUGAGAAGUUCGAGCCUGAUUUGGUAGUUUUUGUUAUUGGCCUGGACUCUAGUGCUUUUGAUCCAAAUGGAAGGCAGUGCUUGACAAUGGACGGUUACAGGGAGAUAGGACGGGCAGUCCGAUUCCUUGCUGACAAAUAUUGCAAGGGCAGGCUCUUAAUUGUCCAAGAGGGAGGGUAUCACAUCACUUACUCAGCUUAUUGCCUCCACGCGACUCUCGAAGGUGUGCUCAAUGUUUCAGAACAUGUUCUAUUGUCUGAUCCGAUUGCUCAUUAUCCCGAAGAUGAAUCGUUUUCCACUAAAGCUAUUGAGGAUAUCAGAAAGUACCUGAGAGAUGUUGCCCCAUUCUUCAAGUACUCGUAGUUAUGAGGCGCAUAGGAAAGUCGAUCUCUUUCCUGAAAUAUGUAAGUUUUUGUAAUAGUGGUGCAUCUUGUAUAUGUGUGCGCACGUGCUUGGGUGUGUGUAUACAUUUCAUGUUUGGGAGUAUCACUAAAUAAAAGCUUAUAAAUUUUUCUAUCGGC
Messenger RNA from Cuscuta epithymum, 1425 nucleotides. Lineage: Eukaryota; Viridiplantae; Streptophyta; Magnoliopsida; Solanales; Convolvulaceae. The record is from the annotation of a GenBank genome assembly.